Molecule: messenger RNA, 486 nt
Organism: Paramecium sonneborni
Lineage: Eukaryota; Ciliophora; Oligohymenophorea; Peniculida; Parameciidae
Source: the annotation of a GenBank genome assembly
AUCUUCUUUUUGUUGAUUAGUGUAUGAAAGAAUAAUAAUUUUUCUAGAAUGAUUAAGACAUCAGACACUAUAUAGAAUUGUAGUGAAAUAAUAAAUUCUGGUAUCCAUUUAGUAUAAAUUGUCAUAUAAAUGAUUGUACAUCCUAAAAGAAUGAAUACCAUUCCAAAAAGAUUGGUAAUAAUUAGUACAUUGGCUAAUUUAAGUGUUUUAAAGUCAUUGUCAUUUAAAAUAUAUUCAGAUGGAUAUCCAUUAGGACAUAUAUUAUUGCCAUAUAGUCCAUUGAUAUAAAUUUGUUGUUCAUUCGAAUCUAAAACAUUUUUAGAUUAAGAUUCUAGGACAAUUGGUGAACUUUGAUUGAUCUCUUUCAUUAUGGAUUUAUUUUUUAAUGGAUGGAAUUGUAAUUAUUGUUUAGAAUUUGAAAAUGGUGCAAAGAAUUUAAACCCCAUUUUUAGAUUAAUAUGUGUUAGAAGUAGAAAUAGAGGAAGA